AUGUGCAACCGAAAGGCCAUGAUCACAAAUGGGGAUAUGUCAGAAGAAAUGCAACAGGACUCAGUGGAGUGUGCUACUCAGGCGCUGGAGAAAUACAACAUUGAGAAAGAUAUUACAGCUUAUAUCAAGAAGGAAUUUGACAAGAAGUACAAUCCUACCUGGCAUUGUGUCGUGGGGAGGAACUUCGGUAGCUACGUGACACAUGAAACCAAACACUUCAUCUACUUCUACCUGAGCCAAGUGGCCAUUCUUCUGUUCAAAUGGUUAAAAGCAUGGACUGAAAAGGCCGGGUGCAGUGGCUCACACCUGUAAUCCCAGCACUUCGGGAGGCCGAGGCAGGCAGAUCACCUGAGGUCAGGAGUUCAAGACCAGCCUGGCCAACAUGGUGAAACCCCAUCUCUACUAAAAAUACAAAAAUUAGCGGGGCAUGGUGGUGCACACCUGUAAUCCCAGCUGCUCGGGAGACUGAGGCAGGAGAAUUACUUUAACCUGGGAGUUGGAGGUUGCAUUGAGCUGAGAUCAGGCCAUUGCACUUCAACCUAGGCAAUAGAGUGAGACUGUCUCAUUAAAAAAAAAAAAAAGCAUGGACUAUUGUGCCACACACGCAGUGAUCCAUCCAAAAACAAGGACUGCAGCCUAAAUUCCAAAUACCAGAGACUGAAAUUUUCAGCCUUGCUAAGGGAACACCUUGAUGUUUGAACCUUUGUGUUUUGUACAGGGCAUUCUCUGUACUAGUUCAUUGUGGUUAUAAAACAAUUAGCAAAAUAAAAAGAAUAAUUCUAGGCCCAAGUUAUAUCCUCCAUGAUGACAUAUACCAUGUUUUCUCUGAUCUGUAUCCCAGUAAUAAGGAGUACGGUCAAUCCCUUCCUUUUUACAACCUGCAGGCAUUUCUUCAUUAUCCCAGAUACGUGUCAAGCCUCCCACAAUCUCACCAACAUUCAGCAUUAACAUGUUGACAGAUUUGGUAAGACAAGAAUGCUCAGGAUGUCCCUGCAUAUAGAAGGACUUGAUCACAGGAAAUCAACAUAGCAAGAUUGGUUCAUUAAUGGAGUUGUCGUCAGUCUCAGGAACUUUGGGGAUAUUUUCUCCAAAUUCCUAGGAAGUUCCAUAUCUUUUGUUUAUAUUGUGUUUUAGCCACACCAUAGCAUCUGUUUAAAAGGCCAUUUGGUGGGCUUAAAGUAUGGGUUCAGGUUAUAUAUUCAUUGCCAGUGACUUCAAGACUACCACAUCACAAGCCAAGUCCUCCAGUGGGUGCAGGAGGUCCUCAAAGACCAGCUUCCACAUGAGUAUAUUCAGCGGAGUGCCUUCAAAUUCUGGAUGCUCUGCCCUGUAUGACUACGCAAUACAAAAAUCAUCUGGGGCUGGAAUGCAUGUCUCCUUGUAGGACUAAAAAGAACUGAGUCAGAAAUGCCAGGCUAGCGCAGUAGCUCACGCCUGUAAUCCCAACACUUUGCGAGGCUGAGGUGGACGGAUCACCUGAGGUUGGGAUUUUGAGACCACCCUGACCAACAUGGAGAAACCCCGUCUCUACUAAAAAUACAAAAAAACUAGCCAAAUGUAGUGGCGCAUGCCUGUAAUCCCAGCUACUCAGGACACUGAGGCAGGAGAAUCACCUGAAUCUGGGAGGUGGAGGUUGUGGUAAGCCAAGAUUGCGCCAUUGCACUCCAGCCUGGGCAACAAGAGCAAAACCCCAUCUCACACAAACAAAAAAAUGCCUCUCCCUUGGGCUGAGCACAGUGGCUCACUCGUGUAAUCCCAGCACUUUGGAAGGCCGAGGCAGGUGAAUUGCUUGAACCCAGGAGUUCGAGACUGAUCAUGAUAGGAAGCAGAGAAACUCUAGGCAGACAGUGGCAGGUCCUUGAUGAAGCUCCACCCUCAAGCCGAAAAGUCUGAGACUGAGGCCCAAAGUGAGAACUUCCAUCCCUGUUUUCCCACUCAAAUGUUGCCUUUUCCUAAACUACCCAUGGCCCUGCCCCCUCAUCCUGUGCCUAUAAAUACCCAGACUCAUCCGGCAGAGAGGAGAAGCAGCUGGACAUGGGAGGGAAGUGGCUUGACUUCAGAGGAACAGCUUGAUGGUGUAAUUUCAGAGAAGAAUCUGGCUGAAGACGGCCGGACUUCAGGGGAAGAAUACCUACCCCCUACUCCCUUUUAGCUCUCCUUUCCACUGAGAGCGAUUUAGUCAGCAAUAAAAUCCAUGCAUUUACCAUCUUUCAA
Molecule: messenger RNA, 2214 nt
Organism: Callithrix jacchus (white-tufted-ear marmoset)
Lineage: Eukaryota; Metazoa; Chordata; Mammalia; Primates; Cebidae
Source: RefSeq, a predicted model, not a curated record